Entelurus aequoreus (snake pipefish) is the source of this 1640-nucleotide messenger RNA. RefSeq names its product neuronal differentiation 6b (gene neurod6b). The record is from RefSeq and is a predicted model, not a curated record. Gene Ontology annotation, molecular function: protein dimerization activity. NCBI's taxonomy places the organism in Eukaryota, Metazoa, Chordata, Actinopteri, Syngnathiformes, Syngnathidae. The transcript has 2 exons. The coding region runs from base 130 to 1158 and encodes 342 amino acids.
GGAGAGAAGAAGAGAGAGAGGAAGAAGAAGAGGAGGAGCAGAAGGCGAGUUAGUUCUUGUUAUUAUUUUGCAGGUUGAGCAGCAGCAGAAGAAGAAGAUUUAAAACAUGCUUGUUGCUUCUUGGCAGGAAUGAUGCUGACUCUGCCAUUCGAGGACACGCACACGAUCGAGCCGCGCUUCGGUGCCAGUUUCCCCCGCGACGCUCCACCCUCGGGCGGCCUGCAGGAGCACCGCGGCGGCGGCGAAGACGACGACGACGACUUGCCCUGCACGUCCGCCGGCGACGACGCGGGCUCUGAGCGCGGCGACGAGGACGAGCGAGGAGACGAGGAGGGCGCCGGGCUCGUCCACAAGAAGCGGGGCCCCCGCAAGAAGAAGCCGGCCAAGGAGCAGCACGACCGCUCCAGGAUGCGCCGCCACGAGGCCAACGCCCGGGAGAGGAGCCGCAUGCACGGCCUGAACGCGGCGCUGGAGAGCCUCCGCAAGGUGGUGCCGUGCUACUCCAAGACGCAGAAACUGUCCAAGAUCGAGACCUUGAGGCUGGCUAAGAACUACAUCUGGGCCCUGUCGGAGACCCUGAGCGCGGGGAAGAGACCCGACCUGCUGGCCUUCGUGCAGACUUUGUGUAAGGGACUCUCGCAGCCCACCACCAACCUGGUGGCCGGGUGUCUGCAGCUCAACGCCCGGAACUUCCUCACGGACCACAACGGGGAGGUCAUGUUCUCCGGGCGGCCGCCCUACGAGCCGGUGUACUCGUCCUCCUCCUACCCGGACGUGAGCACGCCCCCCGGGAACAGCGGCGGCUUAGACGGCUUAGACGGCUCCUCCAAGCCCUUCCGCCCGUACGGCUACGGCGGCGCCUACGAGCCCUUCCUGUACGAGAACCCGUCCCCGGAGGCCGGGAGCCCGCCUUUUGAGAGCCAGCUGAGCCCGCCGGGGAACUUGAACGGCAUUUUCUCGCUGAAGCACGACGAGCCCCCGGACUACGGCAAGGGGAGCCACUACGGGGUGCGCUACUGCGGGGCUCCGGGGCGCGCGGCCCUGGCGCACGGCUCCAUGUACCGGGUGGCCCCGGAGGGCCGCUACCCGUACGACCUGCACGUCCGCGGCCAGUCGUUCCCCGCACAGGCGGAGCUCAAUGCGCCUUUUCACAACUAACCAACUCUGGCUUUUAUUUGCUCGCAGAAACUCCAUCAAAGUCUGCACUUUAGACGAGAAGAUUGGACUUUUGAAGCACAAACCAGACUUUGACGCACAACAAUUCGUUACGUUUAAUUUGGAAUGACACGAAAUUGGAUCCAUUCUAUUUAUUUGGAGAUUGGCGCGAGCAAUAAAGGCAAAUUAAAGCUAUGCAAUGCAAUCAUAAAUGUUAAAAUCAUGACAUAAAACGCCGGCAGUAUUAAUAUUUAAAAAAAGACAUUUAUUUGUGUGCAGUAAAUAGGUGAAUGUAAAAUGACUAUUAUGAUGUAUUUAUUUAUUUAUGAAAAAUGACACAUUAGUGCAUUUCAUGUGAAAGAUUGUUUGAUUUUAUUGUUGUAUUUCAUUGACAAUAUUUAUUAUGCCUUAAAAAGGGACCACAUCAUUAUUGAUAUGCAAUCACAUCAAAGUGUUUUCUUUCAAUUUUGCACCGACUCUCUUUU